Molecule: messenger RNA, 3603 nt
Organism: Kalmanozyma brasiliensis GHG001
Lineage: Eukaryota; Fungi; Basidiomycota; Ustilaginomycetes; Ustilaginales
Product: BRCT domain protein
Exons: 1
Coding region: 1-3603 (1200 amino acids)
Biological process (GO): mitotic G2 DNA damage checkpoint signaling; mitotic DNA replication checkpoint signaling; DNA replication initiation
Source: RefSeq, a predicted model, not a curated record
AUGAAUCGGUCAGCAAAGGCGCAUAGGUCGACAAAGAUCCCCAACGUCAAGCUACGUCCUGCGCAAAGAGGAAUCGCAUCAGCCGCCGAAUCUUCAUCCUCGUCCACCAAGCGAUCAAGACGACGAGACGAGCUUCUCGAUGACCGCGAAGAUGCCGCCCACUUCCGACGACUCCGAGACGAUGGUCAGGAUCACGGCGCACAUCUAGACGCCGACUUCAUCGGCACCUCAGCACACCCGCUCAAGGGCGCCAUCAUCUCCAUCACCGGUCUGAGCGAGUCCAAAGCUAGUCUCACGCAGUGUGCUCGCGAGCUGGGCGCUCGAGUCGAGGGCAACCUCACCGAAGACGUCACGCAUCUCAUAGCAGACCGACCAGGAUCGGAAAAGUAUCGCUUUGCUCUCGAGCUCGGCAUGCACAUCGUCAGCCCGGCCUGGAUCCUCGACAUUCGCGAUGCAUGGCUGAAGGGAGAAGACGUCGAUGCAGAAGAGCUCGAACAGCAUCACCAGCUGCCUGCCUUGAGCAACACCACCCUCUGCUUCUCGGCUGUGACGGGUGCAGAGCGUCGCAGGCUUGUCGCCCUUGCGACCGAGCUUGGCGCUACUGUAUCCGACGAGCUUCGAUUUGACGGCACCAUCACCCACCUCGUCUCUGCAACCUCUGACCCAAGUGCUUCCAGCAGCGUGCAGCAUCUCCUUCACUUUCUCGACCGAUCCCGGCAUGGUCGAAAUGGCUCUCGAGAACAGGCUGCGUCACGCCUUUUGGCGGUGCGACCUCAGUGGCUUGACGACUGCCAACAGGCGGGAGGCUGUCUCAGCGAGCAGACCUACUCGAUCUUUGUCCAGCUUCCCGAUCAAUACGAGCGCUCGGCAUUGAUCAGCAAAGCCCGAACAAAGCUUCCUUCGCCCUUCCUUCGCCAGCAGGAGCCCGUCAUAGUGCCUCUGCAAAGUCCGUUCAUCGCCUCGAGUCGGACCAAGCUGGCUUUGGCCGAGUCUGUGCAAGACAGCGACGCCAGUCACGCCGACGAUCCGGAAGACGACCAACCUAUUACAUUAGGAUCCCGACAAAAAGCAGCCGCCGCGGGCGACAAAUCUUUCGACAGCAUCCUAUCACAGCUCAGGAGCCAUCAAGCGUCCUCGACAUCACGCGAUCCUCUGAAGUCACACGGAACUUUAUCGCACACAUCACAUGCAACUCUUAACUCAGCAUCUUCCGCUCCUACAUCGAUAUCUACAUCCGCACUUGCUCCUCCGUCCUCAACAUCCACCACUACCCCCACCACCACCACCACCAUCACCCGUCCCAGCUCCCAUCGCAACGGCCUUCUGGGCAUGUCCCGCGCAUCGAGCUUCUCACCCGCACCUCCUGCUCCCACCACCAACCCUCCCACCAUGCGCAAGACUUCCGCCAAACUCGUCACUCUUCCGCAACUUGGCGAAUCCACCAGCACUAAGGAGGCCACCCGCAGCCAGCUAUGCUUCCAAGACAAGAGCUUCAAGAUCUGCUGUUACAACCCGCAACAAACCACGACUCUGGAACAGAAAUUGGAGAGCAGCGGCGGCACGGUCCUCCCGCUCAGCUCACUCGCAUCGGCAGACUUUAUGCUCGUCGAGCCUAAAGCGUCCGCGGCCUACCUCAAAGCCCUUGACAAAGGCAAGACGGUGCCUGUGCUGCAUUACUGGAUCGAGUAUUGCCUCCACCACGAAGUCUUUGUCGAACCGCAAGACUACUUUGCCGCUCUGCCAGCUCGCGUGCCCUUGCCCUUGCCCCACGGCAACCAGCUGAGGCUGCUGCUGAUUGGUUUUGAAGCCGACACGCCGGAGCUCUACCAUGCGAAACAGCUCGUCGAAGAAUUGGGCGGCACCGUCGUCAAGCAGCUCAAGGGCGAGUCCUUGACACAUGUCGUCUGUGCAUCCCCCGAGAGCCUUACCGGACGACGAGCUGAGCGCGCGCGCAGCUGCGGAGUACCCGUCGUCGGACUCGAAUUCCUCAUCAACGCAAGGCAGACCGGUUCCAUCCUCCCUCCGCCAACUCGAAUCGCGAUCCCGGAGCUAUCGCCGUCCGCUGUCACCGCCAGUAGCAUCAGCACUACGCUGCCGUCAGCCGAAGCGGACGAAGACGAAGACAACGAUCAAGGAGAAGAAGCCGAUGAUCAGCCAGACCUUCCUCUGACAGGCUGCACGGUGUCGAGAUCCAAAGCGCUGGCCGCACAGAGCGCCUUGUUUGAACGCAAGGUCUUGCAGCUCGGAGGAUGCUGGCAGGCUCAGGUCAACGAGGACACGACGCACAUGAUCCACCGCGGCGCCGGACAGCCUCGAGAAAGCAAGGACCUGGACCGAUUUGCCUUCGUCGUUCAUCCGAAGUGGCUUGACAAGUGCAUUGACGAGGUCUUUCGAGUCGAUGAGGGCCUCUUCCCUGCCUCCUUGAACCCUGCCAAGUCGCUGAACACUGUCCUGUCCAACUCGGACGGAUCUGCGAGCGGCAACUUUCUCUCGCAGGCAUCGCAGUCUGCGAAGCAGCGCCGACCGACCUCGCAGCAUGACACACAGGCAAGUCAACAGACGCAGACGGCGCUCGCAAAUGCAGCAAAGCCCUGGAGUCGUUCCAUCUCGGCCGACGCAAGCACCCGUGCCAAUGCAAACAUCUUCAACGGCGCAAGUCUCAAACGAGCUCGAUCGGGCACGAGGGGUCAGUCGGAAGAGAUCGCUGCUCCUCACAGAGGCGGUGCGCCGGCAGUGGUCAACGCGAGCACAGACGAUGCAAGCUUUGACGCCGAUGUCACACUCAGCGGUCAGGUAGACGAGCAGCUCGGUAUCGACGAUGACGACGCAGCGCCAGCACCGUCGAGUCAGACGUUGAUCGAAGGCGAGGAGCUAGAAGCCGAUGACUCGAUUCGCGACGUGCGCAGCGCGCUGCCUCCGAAAGGACAGCAGAAGGAGGUGCUCGAGCCGAAGCAAGCCGACGCUGUGGCAUCGGCAGAGGAUCCAAGGCCUUCCGCAGACGACGUCAUCAAGCUUCUCCAGAGCCGUGAGCUAGGCAAAGCCAUCCGCAAGAAGAGCCGAGCUGCGCCUCGCGCCCGCAAUCAGCGCUCCGACGAGCACAAGCUCACAGGCGCUGCGACGGACAGGAAUCUGCCGCCGGAGCAGAUCCUCGAAAGACAGGCACAACUCGACGCUCAGCGCGCUGCCGAUGCUGCAGCCAACGGAUACUCGCUCGGCAUGGACAAGUUUGAGUCCCUGGUGUCGGCGAGCCUGGCCAACCAGAGCAUGGACGCCCGUGGCCGCGUGAUCUGGAACGACGACCGGGCUCAGCAAGAGCAAACGAAAAUGAUCAAGAUGCUCGAGCAGCAGAAUCAGGCCGCCAGCGCCAUGGAGGAUCUCGAGAACCAUGCGGACCUGGUCGGGACUCGAGAGGACCACGUCGAAGAGGUCCAGGUGACAGACGUUGCUGACGACGCGCAGGCCCACGGAUCUCGCAAGCGUGGCGCUGAGGACUCGUUCGGCGCAGGAAGACGAGGCAGACACGCUUGGGAGAAUCGCAACAGCGAGAGUCCCACGAAGAGGCCCGUGGUGCGUCGGCAGCCCCUGGGCCGCUACCCAAAGUGA